GGGGUGGGUGUGCCCAAGGAAAUCACCCAUCGCCUGCACACUCAGUGGAUGCUGCGUCGCCAUGGAGGAGGUGGUUUCCAUGGCAACCGUUGCCAUGCCGAUGGCUACCAGAGAAGGACCUGAGAGCAUCCUAGGGAGGUUUGCCAGCCUCUCCCUGAUGCUAAGGAUGGAUUUAUAAGGCACCCUUCCUCCCAGUGUGCAAGGGAGACGUUUGGCAGCAGGACGUGUCCGGAGAUGCGCAGGGUCACGCAGGAGGCUCAGCGCUGGCGCAAUGAGAACUAUGAGAGGCCAGUGGACCUGGAGGGCUCCGGGGAUGAUGAUCCCUUUGGGGAUGAUGAACUGGAUGACAUCUACUCGGGCUCUGGCUCAGGCUAUUUUGAGCAGGAGUCGGGGUUGGAGACAGCAGUCAGCCUCACCACGGACACAUCCAUCCCACUGCCCACCACGGUGGCCGUGCUGCCCGUCACCUUGGUGCAGCCCGUGGCAACUCCCUUUGAGCUGUUCCCCACAGAGGACACGUCCCCUGAGCAAACAACCAGCGUCUUGUAUAUCCCCAAGAUAACAGAAACACCAGUGAUCCCCAGCUGGAAAACAACCACCACCAGUACCACUGCCAGUGACUCCCCCAGCACCACAGCCACCACCACCACCACGGCUGCCACCACCACCACAACCACCACCACCAUCAGCACCACUGUGGCCACCGCCAAGCCCACCACUACCCAGAGGUUCCUGCCUCCUUUUGUCACCAAGGCAGCCACCACCCAGGCCACCACCCUGGAGACGCCCACCACCUCCAUCCCUGAAACCAGUGUGCCGACAGAGGUGACCACAUCACGGCUUGUCCCCUCCAGCACGGCCAAGCCGAGGUCCCUGCCAAAGCCAAGCACCUCCAGGACUGCAGAACCCACGGAAAAAAGCACUGCUUUGCCUUCCAGUCCCACCACGCUGCCACCCACAGAAGCCCCCCAGGUGGAGCCAGGGGAGUUGACAACGGUCCUCGACAGUGACCUGGAAGUCCCAACCAGUAAUGGCCCCAGCGGGGACUUCGAGAUCCAGGAGGAGGAGGAAACAACUCGUCCUGAGCUGGGCAAUGAGGUGGUGGCAGUGGUGACACCACCAGCAGCACCAGGGCUGGGCAAGAAUGCAGAGCCGGGGCUCAUCGACAACACGAUAGAGUCUGGCAGCUCGGCUGCUCAGCUCCCCCAGAAGAACAUCCUGGAGAGGAAGGAAGUGUUGAUAGCUGUGAUUGUCGGCGGUGUGGUGGGAGCCCUCUUUGCUGCCUUCCUUGUCAUGCUGCUCAUCUACCGGAUGAAGAAGAAGGACGAGGGCAGCUAUACAUUGGAGGAACCCAAACAAGCCAACGUGACCUACCAGAAGCCGGACAAGCAGGAGGAGUUCUACGCGUAGGACAAGAGCCCGGCAUGCCUCACGCUCCCUGCUCCUGCUCCAAACUCUCCCUCCUCUCCUCCAUCCCGUCUCUUUAUCUCUCUUCUCUUUUGGAUCAGACUGUGAAUUUAAAAAGCAAAAAAAAAAAAACAAACAAAGGAACAAAAACACACGAAAGGAGAAACCGUACCUUUGGCGCGAGGAGAUGCCACGUUGCGGAUGGCGGAUGGAGCUCACGGGGCUUUUCCCACCUCCAUGGCGGACUCUGGGAUCCAGAUACCUUGUACAGCCCUAGGGCGCAGGGUUUGGAUUUAUCUUCUUCUUUUUUUUU
Molecule: messenger RNA, 1720 nt
Organism: Phasianus colchicus (ring-necked pheasant)
Lineage: Eukaryota; Metazoa; Chordata; Aves; Galliformes; Phasianidae
Gene: SDC3
Product: syndecan 3
Biological process (GO): cell migration
Cellular component (GO): cell surface; membrane
Source: RefSeq, a predicted model, not a curated record